Messenger RNA from Phaethon lepturus (White-tailed tropicbird), 643 nucleotides. RefSeq names its product troponin C type 1 (slow) (gene TNNC1). The transcript is spliced from 6 exons. The record is from RefSeq and is a predicted model, not a curated record. Gene Ontology annotation, cellular component: myosin II complex. The coding region runs from base 24 to 509 and encodes 161 amino acids. Gene Ontology annotation, molecular function: calcium ion binding. NCBI's taxonomy places the organism in Eukaryota, Metazoa, Chordata, Aves, Phaethontiformes, Phaethontidae.
CCCCUCGCCUGCUCUCUCCAGCCAUGGAUGACAUUUACAAGGCAGCGGUUGAGCAGCUGACAGAAGAGCAAAAAAAUGAGUUCAAGGCUGCCUUUGACAUCUUCGUGCUGGGGGCAGAGGAUGGCUGCAUCAGCACCAAGGAGCUGGGGAAGGUGAUGCGGAUGCUGGGGCAGAACCCGACCCCUGAGGAGCUGCAGGAGAUGAUAGACGAGGUGGAUGAGGAUGGCAGCGGCACUGUAGACUUUGAUGAGUUCCUCGUUAUGAUGGUCCGGUGUAUGAAAGAUGACAGCAAAGGGAAAACCGAAGAGGAACUCUCAGAUCUCUUCAGGAUGUUUGACAAAAAUGCUGAUGGCUACAUCGACCUCGAGGAGCUGAAGAUCAUGCUGCAGGCGACCGGUGAGACCAUCACUGAGGAUGACAUAGAAGAACUGAUGAAAGAUGGGGAUAAAAACAACGAUGGCAGGAUUGACUAUGAUGAGUUCCUGGAGUUUAUGAAGGGAGUUGAAUAAAUCUGAGACAAGAUCGACAGCCUAAAUCUCCUAAACCCCUCCAGCUCUGCUUCUCAUCUCCUUGGCUAAGUCCCCCGGCUACCAGCAUGAAGACCGAGCGCUGAGAAGGGUGGCCAGGGGAAAAUAAAACGUGU